AUGCUCACAGCAAUGGAUGGGAAUAAUAGAGAUAAGCGAGUCGCCAUAGUAGGCGCUGGGCCGGCCGGUCUGGCGGCAGCACGGGUAUUGCUGGCUAAUACCAAGCUACAAGUAACGGUGUUCGAGCAAGCUCCACAAAUAGGAGGCGUGUGGUACUACAACGAUGGCGAUAAGGAAUCCGCCAUGUACGACCAUCUGGAAACGAACUUGCCGAAACAGAUAAUGGCGUAUAGUGGGUUUCCAUUCCCCGACUACGAUAGCGUUUUUCCACCAAGAACUCGCGUGCUUGAGUACCUGCUUUUGUAUUACCGUGCGUUUGUUGAAGGCAGGGCCCAAAUGUGCUUCAACACACAGGUGACAUCGCUAGAGAAGAUCAUCGACAAAAACAAAUGGCAAGUCAUUACGUCAAUGGGGAAGAAGUCCACAUUCGACUACGUGGUUGUUGCGAAUGGUCAUUUUAGAACACCCAAUCUGCCAGACGACAUACCAGGGUGGGCGGAAUGGGCCCAACUGGCCCCUCACGCAAGCAUACACUCUACCCAGUAUACGAACUGUGCAGAAUUUCGGGACAAAACUGUUGUGGUGGUGGGUAAUGGCUCUAGCGGUGUGGAUAUCGCAAACCAGAUCUCAAGUGUCGCAGGCACCGUGUACCAUAGCGUCCGGGACCCUUCCAAGGCUAGCUGGCCCCCGGAGUCUCCGAUACGCGUGGUCGGGGCAAUCCAGAACAUGGAUGCUGCGCGACGGACAUUAUAUUUCCAGCAUGGCCAGGUAGUUCCGGAUGUCGACCAGGUUAUAUGGGCCACGGGCUUCCGAUUCCAUUUUCCAUUCCUCAAGAGCUACCGUGGCGUGCUCUUUCCAGAAGACUCCCCAUCAGGCGUCACCCGCAUCUGCGGUCUCUGGGAGCACCUUAUAUUUGCCGAGGAUCCCACUCUUGCAUUCCCGCUGCUCAAUCAGGGCGUAGUUACGUUUCCGCUUGCGGAAUCCCACGCUUGUCUCAUCGCACAGGUCUUCAGCGGGAGAAUACCCCGCGAGCAGAUGCCUCCCGUCGAGACCUCGGCCGGCAAAUCAGUUAUGUCACCAGAUGAUGUGCUCUACUACAGACAUAUAAACGAAAUCUUGCUUGCGCACGGAGGUGAGCAAGACCCCUUUCGCCCGGUUAUCUGGGAUGACAAGAUGCUAAAGUUGCGCAUCGAUGGCAAGGAGGCAAAGACUCGCAGAAAUUUUGAGCUGGUCCAUCGCUCCCUCAAUCUGCGGAAACUGGGAUUACCAUACAGUCUUUAA
Molecule: messenger RNA, 1281 nt
Organism: Eremothecium gossypii ATCC 10895
Lineage: Eukaryota; Fungi; Ascomycota; Saccharomycetes; Saccharomycetales; Saccharomycetaceae
Gene: FMO1
Product: N,N-dimethylaniline monooxygenase
Exons: 1
Coding region: 1-1281 (426 amino acids)
Molecular function (GO): flavin adenine dinucleotide binding; N,N-dimethylaniline monooxygenase activity; NADP binding
Source: RefSeq, marked provisional